UAAGCCCACCAUGAAAGUCUGGUAGGUGAAAGGCCCAAUUCUAAUUUCCAACGGGUUCCUGGAUACCUGGUUUUAGCGGGUAAAUUAAAAUCAGGGUUUUAGAAAAACCCUAGACUCUGCGCAAUUAACGAAUCAAAGACGAGGUAGAAGCUCCCAGCUGCGUAGAACAAUGGCUUCAGAUUCCAUGGAUUCAAUGAAUAUGAGGAUCUCAGAGCUUUUGAAAGAGGUCCAGUUUGAUUACUCUCCGGCGAACACCAAAAUUAUUGACGACGUUGUUUGCUCUAUCAAAGAUGCUAUCGACAAAAUCCCCGAGGACAAGGUUACUGCUGAUUUAGCCCCGGGGUUCAUUAGAGACAUUAAUGCUGAUAAAGUUGAGUUUACGUUUAAGAAGCCACUGUCAAUGGAAAUUGGCGGUAGUUAUGCUAUGCAAUGCGUUGUAAAACCUGACAUAAGUGUGGAUCUUUUACUUCGCUUGCCAAAGGGAUGCUUUCAUGAGAAAGACUACUUGAACCAUCGGUAUCAUGCCAAAAGAUACCUCUAUCUUUGCAAAAUCAAGAAGCAUCUGAAGGUUUUGCCACAGUUUGAAAAUUUGAGGUGGUCUUCUUUUCAAAAUGAGUCUCGGAAACCGAUACUUGUAGUCUGCCCAGCUACAAAGCUAGUUGAAAAGACUGGAUUUGUUGUAAGGAUAAUCCCCGUGGCAACUUCUUUGUUUAAUCCAUCAAAGCUGCGGUUGGAGCGGAACAAUGUCCGUUCUCAUAAUCAAGGAGGUGUUUUACUGCCCACACCAAAAUACAACAGCAGUAUACUUGAGGACUUGCUUAUGGAGUCUAAUGUUUUAUUCAUCAACAAAACCUUUUCUGAAUGGAAGGAAUUGAAAGAAGCUCUAAUACUACUUAAAGUUUGGGCUCACCAAAGGAGUUCAAUAUAUGCCCAUGAUUGUUUAAAUGGAUUCCUUAUUUCUGUUAUAAUGGCAUUCCUUGCCAAAAGAACUGGUAGCAACAGCAUUAAGAACAUAAUGAAUUCAGUGCAAAUAUUUCGGGUCACCAUGGAGUUUAUUGCAAACUCUAAAAUUUGGGACAAGGGACUUUUAUUUAAUGCAGUAGGUGAAAACAAUGGAUCAACCAAGAACACAAGGGUAUGCUUCCAACAAUUUCCUGUGGUUAUUUCCAAUGCCGAUUCAGAGUUCAAUCUGGCAUUUCGCCUGUCACAGAGUGGUUUCCAAGAGCUCCGGAAUGAGGCGGCAUUGGCACUUACUUGCAUUAGAAAGUGUAGAGAUGGUGGGUUUGAAGAGCUUUUUAUGACAAAGGUUGAUUUUCCGGCUAAAUAUGACUAUUGCGUAAGAUUGAAUAUGAGAGGACACCGUGACAUUUAUGAUUCGGGAUUUUGUUUGGAUGAUGAAUGUUGGCGAUUGUAUGAGAACAAGGUAGGGUCUGUCUUGAAUCAAGGGUUGACAGAGAGAUCUAAGCUUGUUCGUGCUCUUUGGAGAAAUACUGCAUCUGGAUGCAAUUUUGAAGAGGGACUGUCAAAAUUUGAUGAAGAACCAUUGCUUAUUGGGAUAUCAGUAAGCUCCGUGGAGGCAGCCUUUAAAAAAGCUACCGUAGGCCCUAGCUAUGAAGAAAAAGAUAAGGCUCUAGAGUUCCGAAAAUUUUGGGGAGAUAAGGCAACACUUAGACAGUUCCGUGACAGUAAAAUUGCUGAAGUUGCAGUUUGGGAGUGUAAAGAGUGGGAGAAGCAUCUCAUUGUGAGAGAUAUAGUUGAGUAUGUUUUAUCACGGCAUCUAUCUAUUACCAAAGAGAAGAUCGUUCCCAUUGCCAGUCAACUUGAUUUCACUCUUCUACAGAAGGAUUUAGAUCCUAUAUCUUUCUCAACUGAACUUUUGGGAGCAUUUGAAGAGCUUUCAAAGCGUUUGCAUGAAUUGAGUGAUAUUCCUUUGCGGGUGUCAAGUGUGCUAGCUAUUGACCCAGCUUUCAGGCAAACUUCUGUCUAUCCCCCUGCACCUCAUCCUCUGGCAUUUGAAAAAUGCAUUGAGUCAACACAGCAAAGACCUAUUUCUACAUGUUUAAAACCACUAGAAGUUGCAAUUCAGCUGGAAGGCUCGGGAAAUUGGCCACUGGAUGAAGUGGCUAUGGAGAAGACAAAAUCAGCAUUUCUUAUCCAAAUCGGGGAAAGUCUUCAUAAGAAAUGGGGAAUGACGUGUACAGCAACAGAGGAUGAUGUAGAUGUUAUUAUGUCUGGAUUUGCAUUCCGCCUUAAAGUUUUGCAUGAGAGAGCUUUGAGUUUGGUAAAUAGGCAAUUUAAUUAUGGUCAAGCAAAGUGGGUUCUCUCCACGGAUAAAAACCUCCUCCUUCGUCACAUUCAUGCUGGCAUGACCAAUGGCUUGCGGGGUCGUUAUUCAAUUUAUGGCCCUGUUGUUCGUCUGGCAAAACGUUGGGUAUCCGCACACUUCCUUUCCCCCUUGUUGGCAGAGGAGGCAGUUGAGUUGAUGGUUGCCUAUAUUUUUUUGAGCCCUUUUCCAUUUGAUCCUCCUUGCUCUCGCAUAACUGGAUUUCUAAGGUUCCUAAGAUUAUUGUCAGAAUAUGACUGGAUGUUUUCUCCUCUGGUGAUUGAUUUUAAUGGUAUUUCGGCCAAUAUGGAAGAGCAACAAGGGAGUGAUUUUACAGCUGAGGAUUUGAAGAAAAUCAAUACGGCUUUUAAAAAAACUAGAGAAGAAUCACAGACAAAAUCGCAUGAUGCAAGGCCUGCAAUGUUCUUGGCUACUAAAUACGACCUUACCUCUGAAGCGUGGACCAUAUCACCUACAGCAACAGAGCUUAAGAGAUUGGUGGCAUAUGCAACCAGCAGUGCAAAUUUGUUGACCAAACUGAUUUCCCAAGAUCAGCAUGACUCUAACGGCUGGAAAUGCCUUUUUCGCACACCUUUAUGCAAUUAUGAUGCUGUGGUUCUUCUCCACCGAGACAAAUUACCUUAUCCGCACCAUCUUCUUUUCCCGUCUGAACUCCAACAAGGUCAUUGUGUUGUGCGUGGCAAGCCAACCAAGACAUUCCAUCCUUUCAUUCUCACUGCAAACCUCAGAAAUAGCUACAAGGAAUUGAAAUCCAAAAUGAUGGUGGACUUUGAUCCCCUGAAGUGCUUUAUUACAGAAAUUAAGAGAGAAUUUCCAGAUACAUUCAAGAUUUGGUACGACUCAUUGGGCGGUGAUGCCAUUGGUUUAACUUGGGUAAAAGCCAAUUCGAAGAAAAGGGGAAGGGAUUCAACAGACGGGAGUGAAGAUCAUGAGGCUAAUAUACUGAGAAGUGUUGGUGAAGUUGGUAAAGGCUUUGUAAGGAGCAUUCAUUGCCUUAAACCCCGAAAAUUAAGUUAAUCCUACUGCAGGUUGGAGUAACUUUCUUCUUCUUCUUUUUUAAACGAAAAUUAAGUUAAAGAAAUAUUUUCUGUUGUAAUUUCAAUAUCUUUGCAAGGGACAAAGACCAGAUUGCAGCAAAAAUGUGUAAAGCAGGCAGUUACUUGUAAUUGUAGAUGCAUUUUUCCCCCAUCCCCUUUAUGAAUGUUGUCUUCAAUCUUCAUUCAACAAGAAAAAAACUGAUGAAAU
This is a messenger RNA of Cuscuta campestris, 3589 nucleotides long. Lineage: Eukaryota; Viridiplantae; Streptophyta; Magnoliopsida; Solanales; Convolvulaceae. The record is from the annotation of a GenBank genome assembly.